Molecule: messenger RNA, 802 nt
Organism: Carica papaya (papaya)
Lineage: Eukaryota; Viridiplantae; Streptophyta; Magnoliopsida; Brassicales; Caricaceae
Product: Embryo-specific protein 3, (ATS3)
Molecular function (GO): protein binding
Source: RefSeq, a predicted model, not a curated record
AUCGCGCUCCAGCCAGAAAUUGCCGCUCACUUGCCUCCGCACCCCCUUACAUUUUCCCUUUUCUUCCUCUCCCAAGUUCCUCACUGAAAGAGAAAAGGGAAACAUGGUUAGCAAAGCGGCGUCGUUUUUCCUCUACUUCACCUUCGCCUCGUUCCUCUCUCCAGCUAAAUCCACCACACUCGAGCCUCAAGCUCUCGAUUCCUUUAAUGUCAGCUACAUCCAGAAUCUAGGGCUUUGUUCUUACACGGUGAUAAUCACAACGAGCUGCUCCUCCCCCCGAUACACACGAGACCAGAUUAGUCUAGCAUUCGGCGACGCUUAUGGCAAUCAGAUUUACGUGCCGAGGCUAGACAAUCCAUCGUCUAGGGCAUUCGAGGGAUGCUCUUCUGAUACGUUUCACCUAAGAGGGCCCUGCGCCUAUCAAAUCUGCUAUGUGUAUUUGUACAGAUCGGGUCCCGACGGUUGGAUGCCCGGGACGGUGAAGAUCUACAGCUAUAAUUCCAGGGCGGUCACUUUCAAUUACAACCGGUUUCUUCCUGGUGAUAUUUGGUACGGAUUCAAUUACUGCAAUGCGGCGUCGUUUUCUCAGCGUAAGGAAAUAUCUCGAACAUGGUUCGUACUUCUGGUUUUGGGUUCGAUUCUCUGUGCUCUCUCGUGAAUUGUAAGAUUAUCUUUGUUUGUCGGCAUCCAUUGUUUGCAGCAGUGGUUUUCUUAAGUCUCUUGGUAAAUAAGAACACGGUAGAUCUUGUACCCUAUAAUAAUUAAGUUACUAUAUAAGAUGUGUCUCGUUUAGAAGAUAAAA